Messenger RNA from Xylona heveae TC161, 2715 nucleotides. RefSeq lists its product as hypothetical. The record is from RefSeq and is a predicted model, not a curated record. Gene Ontology annotation, molecular function: sequence-specific DNA binding; DNA-binding transcription factor activity, RNA polymerase II-specific; zinc ion binding. The transcript has a single exon. Lineage: Eukaryota; Fungi; Ascomycota; Xylonomycetes; Xylonales; Xylonaceae. Bases 352 to 2571 code for a protein of 739 amino acids. Gene Ontology annotation, biological process: DNA-templated transcription; positive regulation of transcription by RNA polymerase II.
CCGCAUUGAUCAUUAAGGAGUGUGGCUAUAGCUCUCAUGGGAAGCAUUACUUGUUCUGUUUUUGUUACAACCUGCCAAUCUUGGAUUUCACGCCUCGGUCAGGGAACAAAAAGGAAUUGCUCCUGAAAGCUGCAAGGCAAGGCAAAAGCCUGAUUUCAGGGGACAAUAUACGAGAAAUAGUGGUGAAGGUCAGGUCCCGGCGACUUGGGAAUACAGAUCCACUUUCCCCAGAUUUCGCCCCUUUGGCUCCGACAAGGAGGCAGUCGGGGUAGAGAAUUUCCCAAUUCAGUUUUACCUAUUCAAGAAGAAGGAAAUUUACUCCAGGGGAACGUGGGUCAAGGCAACGUCCUUAUGAAAACAAUGCAAAGCUCCUCUUUCCACCGCUUCCGCAUCUCUCAGCCCCAACCAGCAGACUCAGUCUUGCAGCAAAGGCAAUCGGGUGACGUCCGAAAGAGUUCCGAAGCCGCGGGCUCAUCCUCUAAAAAGUCCUCGUCGACGUCGGCAUGUCGCCGCUGCCGCCGCCUGAAGAAGAAAUGCAGCAAGACUCUUCCGACUUGUAGCCUGUGUGAGAAUGCAGGGCUUCCAUGUUCGCUCUCGGCCGCCCCUUCUGUAGCGUCCGUUCCAAACACACCGAUUGACCAGCUUCAGGCUCGCAUCUCGUGGCUAUCAAAGUGUCUCCAGGAUGCAUUGCCAGCAGAUCAUCCCUUGGUAGAGACGCUCACUACAGGGGCUUUAGUCGCCAAAGAACCCACCUCAUCUAAGAGCUCCGUAGCCCCUCAAGCUAUUAAACGAUCAUCUGUGUCUUCAUCGUCGUCUAACACCUUUAACCUUGCACGGGAAUUGACUCCAGAAUCUUCCCACGCUGGACACGGCUCUCCUCAUCAUGGCCCUGCCACAGAGCACGAGGCAGGCCCGGACACGCUACAUCGCAUGUCGGCUACGCCAACUCAGCCAGCAGAAAGAGACUCCUCAAAACACACUGGCCAACGGAUGACCCAGGAAGCGGCUGGACGGAAAUUUGUAGACUCAUAUUUUUCGCAUGUCCACCGAUGCUACCCCUUUAUCAAUCGCGCUGAAAUCAUGGAGGACCUUGAAGCAAUGGCCAUACCAGGAAAGCUUGAUGCCAUUCCAAGCAGGCUUUAUAUCAUCAUGGCCAUUGGUUGCAACACGCUUCAACGAGCCGGACGCAUACCGUGCGGUAUCUGCGUGAAAUUCCAGAUAUCUUAUCAUAAGAUUAUUCAAGAGUGCCUGGGUAGAAAAGAUGUCGAGUCCGUCCAGGUUCUCUUACUCUUGGGGCUUUAUUCUUUCUUCGAUCCGGGUGCCGUCUCGCCGUGGGUAACUGCAGGCAUAUUAUGUCGUCAGAUCAUGCUACUCGGUCUCAAUAAGAAGGCUCCGCCGGAGCUAAACUUGAGCCCUCUCCAGAUCGAACUUCGGCACAGACUCUUGUGGAGUGCUUAUAUUUUCGACCGCAUGGUGUCUGUCUCAGCAGGUCUGCCUGUUGGCAUCGACGACCAAGAUAUCGAGAUUCCUCUUCCAAGCCUUACAGUGGAAGAAUAUGCCGGCGAUGAAAGAGCGAGUAACAUUUUGCUUCUUCAGUCAAAGCGACACAUGAUCGCGCUUCGUCGGCUGGAAGGAAAGAUUCUGCAGAGGGUUCACCUAUCAGGAGCAGCCGCCUCCAGCUUGCUUGGUCCAUCUGAGAGAAUCGCCAUUGUUCAAAAUAUCAUGUCAGAGAUAGUAAACUGGCACAGUCAAGGAUAUCUGCUUUCCCCAGCUGCCGAAAACGAGACCGUCCCUUCUCAUAACUCAAUACCAUGGCUUAAUGUGCGGUAUCAGAAUCUGCUAUUCCUUCUUCAGAGUCCCUCGAGUUUCAACUCGCAGCUAUCUCCAUCACACGUUCAGGAACUGCAACUGUCUGCGCAAAAGUAUAUUCAAUCCAGUUCACUUGUUUUCAGCCAGCGUCGAUUGGCGCUAAAUUGGAUCACUCUUUGUCGGCUCAUGACAGCUUCUGCUGUCUUUUUGUUCUGUUAUACCAGGACUAUCGCGCGUGGAGUCGAACUUCGGGACGAAGUUCUCGCUUGCGCCAACAUUUUGGAUGAAUACCCAGAAACGUGGCAAGUUGCUAAACAGCUGACCGAUUUACUUCGUCGGUUUGCUGCAGUUACCGAUUCCAUGGCUGAAGGACGUCAAAGCAUUCUACUCGACCUCCACGUUCCCUCCGCUGCUCAUCUACUUGACCAUCAUGGAGGGCCAAGCUCCAACUGUGGUGUCCCUGGCGACUCAGAUUUCCUAUAUACCAUUCGAGCUGAGCUGAAGUCCCUGAUGAGCCGCGUUCUGGGAGAAUCAAGCGCGUAUCAUUCCAUUCUUGGAGCGGCUGAAGUGAGGCGGUAUCGUCCUUUGGACUUAUCAUCAAUAUUCCAGGCGAAUGUCAGUGCUGGGGCUAUGGGGACCCCAGCGUCGACCGAAGUACCGCCGCAGCAUCAGCAUCCUUUACAGUCGGAUUUUGAUGGCCCAUUUGACUCCGGAGAAUCUUGGACAGGCUCAUUUGGCGAGUUCAGCACGGAUUGGAUGUAACAAUUGGUGUGCCAUUGGCGAUUUCAUAUCAUGUCAGUUCUGCGAUACUUGGUUAGGAAGGUCAGACAUUCCAGCUAUUUUUUUCUAAUCGUUCUGUACUUUUUCGUUUUCGUCGAAUGAAAGAUUGCAUGGGAUAGAGAUGGC